Messenger RNA from Mangifera indica (mango), 1507 nucleotides. Its product is annotated as ankyrin repeat-containing protein NPR4-like. The transcript has 3 exons. The coding region runs from base 428 to 1372 and encodes 314 amino acids. Lineage: Eukaryota; Viridiplantae; Streptophyta; Magnoliopsida; Sapindales; Anacardiaceae. The record is from RefSeq and is a predicted model, not a curated record.
UUGUUAUUUACUAUGUAGCAUUUAUUUGCCAAAUUGGCUCUUCUAAAGUAAUAAAUUAUGAAAUUUUAUUAAUUUCUAUGAUUUGAUUACGACAUAUACUCUAUUAAUUUCUAAGAACAUUUAUGGUGCUUCCAUGCAUGUUGUUUUAAAGCAGGGAAUGAUUUGAAAAAAAAGGUGAUAAAGAGACGUAAUUUAGCGUUGAGGAGACAAUGCGUGCAGGAUAUAAACAAGCUCGGCUUCUGGGAUCGAAUAAAUGAGAGGAAGCAACUGUGGAUUGACAGGAUGGGCUUGGGGUAUCGGAUCCUUGAGGCGCUAGACGAAGUGAAUUGUGGAUAUUGGUGCGAAGACUCCCCUUUUCGCUAUUGCACUAGUCGUAUGCCUCUGGACACAAGUUCUACUUUUGCAUGACUCCCAGAUACAUGAAAUUAUGAGAAAACCUUGGCCACUAAUGUUUGAGGCUGCAAAACAAGGAAACUUGCUGUUUCUAAAGACAAUUUGGCAGACAUAUCCUGAUAUGAUGUUUGAAGUAGACGAAGAUCAUUGCAGCAUAUUUCAUGUUGCUGUUACGUAUCGUCACUACAUAAUUUUCAGUUUUAUUAAUAAAAAAGGUCCAUUGCAGAAGGAUUUGAUAGUCCAGAAAACAGAUAAAGAAGGGAACAACAUAUUGCAUCUGGCUGCAAAGUUGCCACCAGAAGAUAGUUCCAUUACUAAAUCAGGUGGACCAGCUGACCAGAUGAAGGUAGAGCUGUUGUGGUUCAAGGAAGUGAAGAGAAUUUUGCAUCCAGUGGAUGCUGAAGCUCCAAAUAAAAAAGGCAAAACUGCUAGAGCUUUAUUUACUGAAGAGCAUAAAGAUUUGAGGGAUAAAGCUGAGAAAUGGACUAAGGAGAUUGCAAACGCAGGCAUCGUGGCGGCAACACUUAUUGCCACCGUGGCUUUCACAGCAGCUUUAACAGUACCAGGUGGCACCGAAGAAGACACCGGGACUCCACAUUUUGUUCAAAGAGCUUCCUUCAUAAUUUUUGCAAUAUCAGAUGCUGCAGCGUUAUUAUUUUCCUCUUUAUCCAUAGUAAGGUUCAUUUCCGCUUUCUCUUCCCAAUAUGAAGAAGCAGAUUUCGACUCAGACUUGUCUCCUGUGUUAAACGGAUUAGAAUCACUAUUCCUUUCAGUAGUGUUUAUGAUGGUAGGGUUUUGUGCAAAUAUGUUCAUUGUCUUCAAAGAUGGCAUGCUAUGGAUUCCUAUACUUAUUACGGCAAUGACUGCCUUCGCAAGCAUCAUAAUCUACAAAAUAUAUAAAACUGCCUCCGCAGAGUGCGCGCUUUUGACCUCUGAAAUUAGAGCAACAGAAAUCGUAACGUCAUGUUUAUUUAAGUAGUUGAUGUUAUGUAAUAAACGAUCAAUCAUUAUGACGCGAAUUCCCUUGUUUACUUUAUUAUGCCAUGAUUUUAUGUAAUAAACGAUCUGUCUUGUUUACUUUAUUAUGUAAUAAUCAGUGUCACUUUUUAUUUUA